AUGUUUAUGCCACCAGACGUUACUCCCUUCAUUCAACCGAUGGAUCAGAAGGCAAUAAAAAUCACUAAGUUGCAUUACAGAAACAGCCUUCUAGCUUCAAUAGCAGCGACAAAGUCUGAUUUGCUCGAGUCGUUGAAAAAAAUUAACUUAAAAACAGCUAUAAAUCUUUUAGAUGCGGCUUGGUUUCGAGUUGGUGAAGCAACAUUAGCUAAGUGGUGGAACAGUAUUUUAAAAUUUGCGGUAAACAAUGAUGAUCCCGAAGAUAAUGUUCCGUUGGCGAUUUUAAAAGAAAAAUGGGAAGCCGAACUUCGCACCUUGAUGAGCACCACCGUCGAUCUCCUUAGUAGUUUAAAUCCUCAGAUUGAAUUCACGUUACCAGCCAUUCAUGAAUGGAACGAAGAUAUCGAGGGCAAUGCAGAUGACGAUCAUCAACAAGAGGACGAAUCCGAUGAUGACAGCGUAUCAGAGCAACUGGAGAAAAUUAAGCCGACUGAAGCUGCUGAAAUUUUCAACAAGCGCUCGCCGCUCGAUGGUAAACGUGUGCGUGUAUUUCUGCCAUGA
Messenger RNA from Anastrepha ludens (Mexican fruit fly), 561 nucleotides. Its product is annotated as jerky protein homolog-like. Gene Ontology annotation, molecular function: nucleic acid binding. NCBI's taxonomy places the organism in Eukaryota, Metazoa, Arthropoda, Insecta, Diptera, Tephritidae. The coding region runs from base 1 to 561 and encodes 186 amino acids. The record is from RefSeq and is a predicted model, not a curated record. The transcript is spliced from 3 exons.